Phalaenopsis equestris is the source of this 2037-nucleotide messenger RNA. RefSeq names its product pentatricopeptide repeat-containing protein At3g05340. The transcript has a single exon. NCBI's taxonomy places the organism in Eukaryota, Viridiplantae, Streptophyta, Magnoliopsida, Asparagales, Orchidaceae. Bases 53 to 1948 code for a protein of 631 amino acids. Gene Ontology annotation, biological process: RNA modification. The record is from RefSeq and is a predicted model, not a curated record. Gene Ontology annotation, molecular function: RNA binding; protein binding.
UUGGGGUUUGGGGUUAGGCUUUCAAGGACUACCGACAACAUGGCAACUAGCAAUGAGAAAUGCCACUUCCCAUCUCUCAGGCUAUGGUGAGCUGAGUUCCCUUCUCUCCAUCUGUGGCAGAGAGAAACGCCAUCGUUUUGGUUCCUCUGUGCACGCCGCCAUCAUCAAGAACACCAAUCGCUUCGGCUUCAAUAACCUCACCGAUCCGAGAAAUGUUUUCGUCGUGUGGAAUUCUCUCAUUGCGAUGUACUCCAAGUGCGGCCGACUGCAGGAAGCAGCUAAGGUGUUUGACGAUAUGCCUCUUAAGGAUACUAUCUCCUGGAAUUCGAUAAUUUCAGGCUGCUUCAUUUGGGAGCAGUUCUCAAAGGGUUUCGAAUACUUCAAAAGAAUGCUUAUUUUGAAAAAAUGUUGGUAUGAUCAGGCGACGCUGACAAGUAUUAUUUCGAUCUGUACCAACCCUGAACUUUUGUAUGCUUGUUCUAUGAUCCAUUCAUUGAUUAUUUCAAGCGGAUAUGGGAGUGUAGUUCAGGUUGGAAAUGCUCUGAUCAGCGGUUACUUCCGAUGCUGCAGUCCCCUCUCAGCAAAGAAUGUUUUUGAUUCCAUGGUUGAAAGGAAUGUGAUAACAUGGACGGCAAUGGUAUCAGGGCUUGCCCAGUGCCAGUUAUUCAAUGAAAGUUUACUUUUUUUUCGAGAAAUUAUGAGAAUUGAAGAUGCCAACUCUAUGACUUACACAAGUUCUCUCUUUGCUUGUUCUGGGAUGCGACUUCUCAGGGAAGGACAGCAGAUUCAUGGAUGCGUUGAAAAGUCUGGUUUUAUGUCGGAUUUGCAUGUUAAGAGCGCUCUAAUGGACAUGUACUCCAAGUGCGGCAUGAUAGAAGACACAAUCCAGGUAUUUCAUUCCUGUGUUAACCCUGACGAGGUUUUCUCAACUGUGAUGCUCGUCGGUUUCGCGCAGAAUGGGAUGGAAGAGAGAGCUUUCGAAAUGUUUUCCGAAUUGGUACGCAAAAGCUUUGAGAUUGACGAAAACAUGGUGUCGGCUGUUCUCGGAGGCUUUGGGUCUGCCUCUACGCCAUUUGCGUUAGCUCUAGGGAAGCAAAUCCAUUCUUUAGUCAUCAAAAAAUGUUUUUUCUUCAACGUAUAUGUCUGCAAUGGACUCAUCAACAUGUAUUCGAAGUGUGGUGAGCUGAAAGACUCCAUCGAACUGUUCAAUCUAAUGCCAUAUAAGAAUUCAGUUUCCUGGAAUUCAAUGAUAGCUGCGUUUGGCCGCCAUGGCUAUGGAACAGAUGCACUCCAGCUUUAUGAGGAAAUGCUGUUAAACAGUAUUGAGCCUACUGAUGUCACUUUUCUUUCGUUGCUGCAUGCUUGUAGUCACGUGGGAUCUGUUGAGAAGGGUGUUGAGCUAUUGCGUUCAAUGAUUUCACGCCAUGGGAUUACUCCACGGGUGGAGCAUUAUGUUUGUAUUGUGGACAUGUUAGGCCGUGCAGGGCAAUUAUAUGAAGCAAGAAGUUUAAUAGAGGAGUUAAAUGUGGAGUCCAGUGGUCUUCUCUGGCAGGCUUUCAUUGGUGCUUGUGGCAUUCAUGGUAAUUUAGAAAUGGGAAGAUAUGCGGCGGAGAAAUUGGUCAUGAUUACACCAGACUGCACUUCGGCGUAUGUGUUGUUGUCCAAUAUAUAUUCAGCAGAAGGUAGAUGGGAAGAUAGAGCUAGAAUUAUAAGGAAGAUGAAGGAGAAGGGAGUGAAGAAGGAGAUUGGUGUGAGCUGGAUUGAAUUGGGGAAGAAGUUUCAUAGCUUUGUGGUUGAUGAUGAUCUACAUCCUCACUCAGAGAGCAUCUAUGGGGUACUGAGUGAGUUGAUUGCACUCAUAAGAGAUGAAGAAAAUAUGCUAGAUGAGAGGUUAAUAUUGAAUGAAUUGGAGAUCCAAGGUAAUAACACAUUAAUCCUUUCACAUUGAUGAAAUGCACUUUGAGGUUGUUGGUUGAAGGCAUUAUGAGCGUGUUGCUUUAUUUUUUCUGCACAUCCCAACUUUUUUUUAUGCUUUAU